Penaeus chinensis is the source of this 2441-nucleotide messenger RNA. RefSeq names its product gastrula zinc finger protein XlCGF8.2DB-like. NCBI's taxonomy places the organism in Eukaryota, Metazoa, Arthropoda, Malacostraca, Decapoda, Penaeidae. Bases 78 to 1151 code for a protein of 357 amino acids. The transcript is spliced from 2 exons. The record is from RefSeq and is a predicted model, not a curated record. Gene Ontology annotation, molecular function: RNA polymerase II cis-regulatory region sequence-specific DNA binding; DNA-binding transcription factor activity. Gene Ontology annotation, biological process: regulation of transcription by RNA polymerase II.
GUUUUGUUGACAGAGAACAGCUGAUAGAAAGCGAAGCCAUUGCUGCAAUUAGUGAAUAAGUGACUGCGACUGUCAUCAUGGAAGUCUCAGACUUGGACACGAAAGGGCAAGGCAACAUCAUCGAAUUCAUUGCUGUGAAGGAAGAGGAUAUUGAAGAAGCCAUAGAGGAGGAUUUCCAGGGAAUAAAAGAAGCUGUUGAAAAUACGGAUGAAGAGAAUUUUAUAUAUGUAAAAACUGAAGAAGAGGUAAAUCUAAAGCAAGAAAGUUCUUUGCCCGAAGUGAGCCAUCCUGGCAAGGAACCAGUUCGAAAUGACUCUGACACUUUGUGUGAGGAAGAUCCUUUGUCAUUAUCAGGCCCGUUUAGGGCUGAGGAGUGUGGGAAUGCGUGCUUCACAGAUGGUGAUCAGGCAUUGUACACGGGAGGUGAAAAAGUAGAUGCAAGGGAAGACGGCAUAGGUUGUGAGGUGUGUGGCAGAAUAUUCCACUGCAAGACGAAACUUUUAUGUCAUAUGAGAGUGCAUGCAAGGAUAAAGCCUUAUAACUGUGAAAUGUGCAUUAAGGUAUUCUCCAGUAAAAGUGGUCUAAUGAAACACAUGACAGUUGUACAUACAAACGAGAAGUCUUAUAUUUGUGAAACAUGUGGGAGUGUUUUUUCUGGAAAAUAUACUCUUGCGCAGCACUUGAGAAUACAUACAAAGGAGAAUCCAUAUAGCUGUGAGGUCUGCAGCAAGAUGUUCUCUCAGAAACAGCAUCUGGUGCAGCAUAUGCGGGUACAUACACAGGAGAAGCCCUACAGCUGUGAGAUUUGCAACAAGGUAUUCUCUCAGAAACAUCAUCAGGUUGACCACAUGAGAGUGCACACAAGAGAGAAGGCAUUUAUAUGUGAUGUAUGUAGGAAGCCAUUUGCUUGGAAAUGUGAUCUAGUUGUACACAUGGGGGUCCAUAGCACAGAGAAACCAUUUAGGUGUGAGGUUUGUGGUAAAUCAUUUGGUAUAAAAAGUUAUCUAGUAAACCACAUGAGAGUGCAUACAAAAGAGAAACCUUAUAGAUGUGAGACAUGCAGCAAGGCAUUCUCUCGGAAACAUCAUCUGGUGAAACAUAAGAAAAUACAUACAAGGGAAAAGCAGAACAUUUUGUCAGUAGUACUUUAGUUAGGCUAGUAAGAGUACAUGCCAAAUAUGCUGUGGGAUGUUUCCUUUGAAGGCAUUAUCACUAUGGAUAAAAUUUCCUCUACUUCCAAAGAGCUACACAAGAAUCAUGUUAACUUUGCUAGAAGAAUGGAGUAGUGUGUGUACACAAAAGCAACUCAGGAGUCAUUUAAUAUAUAUAUUCUAUGAAAUUCAAUUGGAAAUCUUUCAUUUGGAUAUUUAAACAAAAUAGUAUUAUAUGAUAGACAAUAGCAUAACAAAGAUGAACAAUGUAACCUUAUAACCAUAUACAAUAUAUAUAUAUUUUUUUUUUUUUAAUCAAAAUUUCAGCUUUACUAUGCAAGCUUCUUUCAGCUAUUUCUAGAUCCAUACCCUCUUUUAAACCAGGUCCUCCUUCCCUUGUGGAACUCUGAUCCACAUUUGCCUUGCUCCUUGGCAAAGAAUAUGCAAUCUUUUAGAAUCUUAUAAAUGUGUUAAACAAUCCAUUGCAGAUGUAAAAACAUCCUAGGGAGUGCAAAUAAAAUGUAAAGAAAAGGACAGCUGAGCAUCUCAGGCGGCUCUGGGACCACCGGCUUCUUUUUUGCAGGAGCUAUGGCCUUUGAUGUGUAGCACAUCUAAUCUCUCAGAAACAGCAUCUGGUGCAGCAUAUGAGGGUACAUACACUUUUAAACCUUUCUAUAGUGCUAUAUGACCUCUGCUGUCUAGCACAUUUAUUGUUCUUUGUAACCAUCACCCAUUUUGCUUGAGCUGAAGCAAAUAUCCUUGGGGAGCUGUAAGUUGUAACCUCAUUUGUAUUUAAUGUACACUUGUUCCGUGUGGAAGGAAGUCCUCAAUACACGGUGAGACUUGUGAAUAGGUUGUAGAGAGUAGGGAAAAUGUAUUCAUGUGUACUAAUUCCUUAAUGGAAAUUCUAGUCUACGUGUGAGGGAGGUCAUAUUACUGGGAUGACUGUAACAGGCGAAUCAACAGUGCCAUAUAAGAGAUGAAGCAGAAGUGUAGUGAACCACAACAGUCUGAAUAUAAUGAAUUCAUAAGGAAAUGAAAAUACAGUAAGGAAAUUAUAGUGAUGCAUUAUCAGUUGUGCCACAUAUAUGCUGACAUUAGUUCUAGUGAGUUUUAGUUGAAUUAUAUAAUGCCAAAAGUAUAAUUAAUAAAAUGGACAAUAAAUACUUAAUAACUGAAGUCACUAAAUCACUAGGAUUAUUGCAGUUAAAAGAAAUAUAAGCAAUGGUGCCCUAAAAUGUAAAAUGUAGAAAAUUAAUAAAACCAGAAAAUAAAGCAAUAUUUAAUUUA